This is a messenger RNA of Vigna angularis (adzuki bean), 2349 nucleotides long. Its product is annotated as glycine-rich cell wall structural protein. The record is from RefSeq and is a predicted model, not a curated record. The coding region runs from base 167 to 1495 and encodes 442 amino acids. Lineage: Eukaryota; Viridiplantae; Streptophyta; Magnoliopsida; Fabales; Fabaceae. The transcript is spliced from 2 exons.
UAGAAACAAAGUUUGAACUUUUGACGGUGUUCGAUAGUUGAGAUCUCGAUAAGUCUACGUGUAUUAAUGGUGUGUGUGCGCUUGUUCACACUAUAAAUAACUCCUUUCUGCCCAAGCUUUCUCCACAGAAAGCAUUUUCUGCCCUAUUUUCUCUAUCUGUGUAAGGAUGGGAAAGUUACAAAGCUAUGUUGCAGUACUUGCUGUGGCAUUUGUAUUAGUGAUAGGAGCAGCAGAGUGCAGAAAAAUUAAAGAAAAUGAGUUAGUUGACGGUUUUGGAAGUGGCUUGGGUGGAAUUGGAGGUGGACACGGUGGUGGAUUUGGGGCAGGAAUUGGUGGUGGCGGUGGUGCUGGUGGCGGCUUUGGAGGUGGAAAAGGUGGUGGUCUAGGAGGAGGAUUCGGAGGUGGGCACGGUGGUGGCGGAGGAGCAGGAGGAGGCAUUGGAGGAGGUGCUGGUGGUGGUUUUGGAGGUGGCAAAGGCGGCGGUGUGGGAGGAGGAGUUGGUGGUGGAGGAGGGGCAGGAGGAGGCAUUGGAGGAGGUGCAGGUGGUGGUUUUGGAGGUGGAAAAGGUGGUGGCGUUGGUGGUGGAGGAGGAGCAGGAGGAGGGGCAGGAGGAGGCAUUGGAGGAGGUGCAGGUGGUGGUUUUGGAGGUGGAAAAGGUGGUGGCGUUGGUGGUGGAGGAGGAGCAGGAGGAGGUGCAGGUGGAGGUGCUGGUGGUGGUUUUGGAGGUGGAAAAGGUGGAGGCGUGGGAGGAGGAGUUGGAGGUGGAGGAGGGGCAGGAGGAGGCAUUGGAGGUGGUGCAGGUGGAGGAGCUGGGGGUGGGUUUGGAGGUGGAAAAGGUGGUGGAGGAGGGGCAGGUGGAGGCGUUGGAGGUGGGGCAGGUGGAGGAGCUGGCGGUGGACUAGGAGGAGGGGCAGGCGGAGGAGUUGGAGGUGGGGCAGGUGGAGGAGCUGGAGGUGGUGUAGGAGGAGGGGCAGGCGGAGGAGCUGGAGGUGGUGUAGGAGGUGGUGCAGGUGGAGGAGCUGGAGGUGGUGCAGGUGGAGGAGCUGGAGGUGGUGCAGGUGGAGGAGCUGGAGGUGGUGUAGGAGGAGGGGCAGGCGGAGGAGCUGGUGGUGGUGUAGGAGGAGGAGCAGGCGGAGGAAUUGGAGGUGGUGCAGGUGGAGGAGCUGGAGGUGGUGCAGGUGGAGGAGCUGGAGGUGGUGUAGGAGGUGGUGCAGGUGGAGGUGCUGGUGGUGGUUUUGGAGGUGGAAAAGGUGGUGGUUUUGGAGGAGGAGUUGGUGGAGGUGCCGGUGGAGGCGCUGGUGGAGGUGCCGGUGGAGGCUUUGGUGGUGGGCAUGGUGGUGGAGUAGGGGGAGGAAUUGGUGCCGGAGGAGGCGCCGGAGGAGGCUUUGGAGGGGGUUCUGGCGGUGGCAUUGGAGGCGGUGCAGGUGGUGGCGGUGGGUUUGGAGGUGGGGCCGGUGGAGGCGGUGGCUUCGGUAGUGAUGGUCGGGGUUUUUGAGUUAAAAUAUAUUCUUAAUAGUAUGUAUACUAUAUACCAUGCAAUGCAAUGCUCGUUUAAGGAACCAAGUUAAAGCUAUAACUAUUUUUUCCUCAAUGAUGAUAAAUGAUGAGAGGGGCACGCCAGCAACGAACCAGUAGUUCACCGUAGUCGUUGCGUGCGCCAACAAAUAGCACAACGAGCAUUCGCACACGCGUCGUAGACAUGGAUCUCGGCAACGAAAACGCAGCUCCUCCUUGCGUUUCACCACCAAAACAACAACAACACUGAAAAAGAGGAAGUCGCACACCCAACCAGACCCGGAAUCACUACAUAUCCACGUAUCAUCGUGAGUAACCCACGAUGCAUAUCUACAACACGUCGUAGUAUUGGCGACCUCGUGAUAACAGUGGCGGCCUAGGGUUCUAACGUCGAGGUGCAGCUAGGAGAUGCGAUCUCCAAUGACGGCGAGCUCGUGCUGAAGUGGCUAAUGGGCGAAAUCGAAGGUGCCCUGUCUGGCGAGGGUUUAACGGCAGAAGGCCAGUGCGAGUAGCACUCACGCGCAGGAACGACGAACGACUGAGAGUGAUUGAUGCAGAGGCGUUGCGCAAUGGCUUCCGUCAUAGGGUGGCAGCAGAGAAGUCGUUGAUACUAGCAUUGGAGGAAUCUUGCGAGAGUCUCACCGGAAUCAGCAACCUAGGGCUUUAAUGUUGCCAAUCAUGGAGUUUGCGUCCGUUGUAUGUGUGAAGAGGAAAUACAAGAAAAUUGGGGAAGAAGGGGUGUGACCCCUCUCUUAUCAUUCCAAAACCCUAAAAAUGUCAUCUCAUUGUAUUUACAAAUUAAAAAAUAAAACUUAAUUAUUCGUUUCAACUCUA